UGCAUUAACUCUUUUUAUUUAUCCAAAUUGCUCCUAUGGAGAAGAUAAGAUCGGAUAAGUUAACUCUUGUGUUGGUUAAUAUAGCUGGUAUAAUGGAGAAAGCUGAUGAAGCUUUGUUACCUAAUGUUUAUACUGAAAUUGGCAAAGAUUUGCAUACUGAUCCAACUGGUCUUGGUUCUCUUACUCUGUUUAGAUCAUUAGUUCAAUGUCUUUGUUAUCCAUUAGCUGCGUAUCUUUCUACUCGUCGUAACAGAGGUCACGUCAUUGCUUUUGGUGCUUUUCUAUAGUCUGCUGCAACUUUCCUUGUUGCCAUCUCUUCCACCUUCACUCAGGUUAUUUAAUUUAUGUCGCGUAUAUCAUGUUGUUUGUUUGUCUUGCGUAAAAGGUUUAUCAGAAACAGUCUCUCUAUCUAUCUGUUGUUCACUUAUGCUUGUAGUAUACUGUUUAUGUAUGUUUUUUAUGUGUAGAUAACAGAUGUUGACUUUUCAUGUGUUUACUUUUUUAUCAUACUACUUGAAUUUAAGCAAAUCUAACAGAUGUUGUUUAACACAGAUAGCGAUUUCGAGAGGAUUGAAUGGAAUAGGACUUGCGAUUGUCACACCAGCAAUCCUAUCUCUAGUUGCUGAUUCAACUCAUGAGAGUAAUCGCGGUACAGCUUUUGGAUGGUUAGCAUUAACAGGAAGCUCUGGUGCAGUUGUUGGUGGGACUAUGUCUGUGCUGAUUGCUGAAACAUCAUUCAUGGGAAUCACGGGCUGGAGAAUCUCCUUUCAUCUGGUUGGUGUUAUUAGUGUUCUUGUCGGUUUGCUAGUCUAUUUCUUUGCCAACGAUCCACAAUACGUUGGAAGUAAGAAAAAUCAGCGUAUAGUAAAACCAUUUCAAGAAGAAAUUAGUGAACUGAUAAAAGAAGCGAAAGCAGUUAUAAAAGUUCCAUCGUUUCAAAUACUUAUCGCUCAAGGGGUUUCGGGGAUGUUCCCCUGGUCAGCAUUGUCAUUUGCCACAAUGUGGUUGGAGCUUAUCGGAUUCUCUCACAAGACGACAGCACUUCUCAGUACUUUGUUUCAAGUUUCUCAGUCACUUGGCGCGUUGUGCGGAGGAUUCUGUAAGAAUUACAAGAAACAAUUCAUGGGGGAUGUAUUGGCUAAGCGUUUGCCUAAUUCUGGUAGGAUUAUACUCUCUCAGAUUAGCACUGGAUCAGCAAUACCUUUAGCUGCAAUUUUGCUGCUGCUAUUGCCUAAUGAUCCUAAAACAGCUACGUUGCACGGUAUAGUCUUGUUCAUCACGGGAUCAAUCAUAUCAUGGUGUGGUCCAGCGACAAACAAUCCAAUAUUUGCUGAGAUAGUUCCUGAGAGAGCUCGAACAAGCAUUUAUGCUCUGGAUCGAUCUUUUGAGACCAUAAUAUCGUCUUUUGCUCCAUUGGUGGUUGGUAUGUUAGCUCAACAAGUUUUUGGUUAUAAGCCAAUCGCGGAGGGAUCAACAGGCUCACAAGAGAUUGAAACAGAUAGACAAAAUGCUGUAUCACUUGCUAAGGCAUUGUACACUGCAAUAGGCAUUCCAAUGGUCAUCUGUUGCAUAAUCUAUUCCUUCCUAUAUUGCACAUAUCCACAAGAUAGGGAUCGAGUCCGGUUGCAGAUGAUUGAAGAAACAGACAACUCUCCAUCCGAAGAACAACAGCCCUUACUCGAGCACGAUGAGGGCAGAAUUCAUUCAGCAAAGUAGUUAGUAACAAACUUACUUCUUCAUAUGUUGUUUGUAUUAUUGAAAUCAAAACACAUAAUAAAGGGAAAGUAACAAAACGAAACAUGAAUAUUAAGUAAAUACCACGUCUUUCUAAAGCACAAGACUCGAUUUCCUCAAUCAACGCGAUGAGAUGUGUAUGAGAGGAACCCUCUUAUUCAGUGGCAUUCAGCAGUAUCAUCUCUGCCAUCAACUUAGCAUUUGCUCGGAUUUUUAAUUCGCUCAGGUUAACUUACCUGAGGAAAACUUUAGUGUCUGAAUGCAGUAUAUGCAUCCAGACACUAAUGAUAGUGACUCUGAGGCCGUGGAAGGCGAAGAGUCGAGCUAUUUGUACCAAUGCAAGUUAAAUGGCUCAUCAUGUUGUAUGGAAGGAACGCAACAUGUGGUGCCAUUGUGGUUCAAAGCACUAAAACAGAAGAAGAAAAAGAGGCUAAACAAAGUAUAUUUUUCUUGUUGAAACUCACAAUUUAUUAGUGUAUUAGUGGAAAUAUGUUGAAAACACGUGUAGCUUAACAUAACACAUGAGUAAUAUAUGUAGUAACACGCGAAGUUUAACAAAACACACGAUUAAUAUAUGUAGUAACACAUGAAGUUUAACAUAACACAUGAGUAAUCGAUUGUGAUUAAGAAAAACAUAAUAACACAUAAGUAAUUGAUUGUGAUUAAAAAAAACAAAAUAACACAUGAAUAAUCGAUUGUGAUUAAAAAAAUAAAAUAACGCAUGAAUAAUCGAUUGUGAUUAAAAAAAUAAAAUAACACAUGAAUAAUCAAUUGUGAUUGGAAAAACGAAAAAAAAAGUGGAUCCGAUUAUAUAAUCAGGGGAUUGAA
Messenger RNA from Solanum lycopersicum (tomato), 2562 nucleotides. Lineage: Eukaryota; Viridiplantae; Streptophyta; Magnoliopsida; Solanales; Solanaceae. The record is from RefSeq and is a predicted model, not a curated record.